GCGCUCUGCUCCCCUUUGAAGCAAGAUGGCAGCCGUUAACCUGGGCCUGUUUCCACGAAAAAGACGCGGAAUCUGCGAACGCGAGAGCUGCAGUUCGUAUCGGGGUUUGAGGCCUUCAUCAAGUGUUUAGAAACCCUCCCGGUCCAGCCGCCGGCUCCAUCGCUCUCUCCACGUUACUGAAUCCUUACCGGCUGCAGAUGAGACAAAAAAUCUGCCCAUCGCCAUUACUCGCACUGCGCAUGCUCGAGUCUCGGAACCCAGGCGGACCAAUGAGAAGGUAUUAGAAGGGGAGGAAUUGCCGUUGCGAAACGGAAAAAAGAAAUCACAUCAGGAUCUGAAGGAGUUGCCCCAUUUAUUGUAACCUGAAUAUCACUGGAUUUUGAACAUGGAAGAAAAAAGCACUGUUCACAGUGGAGAGAAACUGUACAUGUGUUGUGUGUGUGGACGAGGCUUCAGCCAAUCAUCUGACCUGUCAAAUCAUAAAUGCAGUCACACUGGGGAGAAACCGUGGAAAUGUGGGGACUGUGGGAAGGGACUUAAUUACCCAUCUGAGGUGGAAAAUCAUCAGUGGAGGCACACUGGGGAGAGGCCGUUCACCUGCUCUGAGUGUGGGAAGGGAUUCACUUGUUCAUCCACACUGCUGCAACAUCGACAAGUUCAGACUGUCGAGAGGCCUUUUAAAUGUCCAGACUGCGGGAAGUGUUAUAAAAGUCCCCGGGAACUGACUGGCCAUCAACGUGUUCACUCUGACGAGAGACCGUUCAGGUGCUCUCACUGUGGGACUGGGCACCUUCGAGUUCACACUGGGGAGAGGCCGUUCACCUGCUCAAAGUGUGGGAAGGGAUUUGCUCACUCAUCUCAUCUGCUGACACACCAGCGAGUUCACACUGACGAGAGACCUUUUAAAUGCCCAGAUUGUGGGAAGUGCUAUAAAAGUUCCCGGGAACUAAUGUUUCAUCAAGGUGUUCACACUGACAAGAGACCAUUCAGGUGCUCUCACUGUGGGACUGGGUUCACACGUUCAUCUGAUCUGAUUGUACCCCAACGAGUUCACACUGGAGAGAGGCCGUUCACCUGUUCCGACUGUGAGAAGGGAUUCACUCGGUCAUCCCACCUGCUGACACACCAGCGAGUUCACACUGGAGAGAGGCCAUUUACCUGACCUGAUUGUGGGAAGGCAUUCACUCAGUCAUCUAACUUGCUGACACAGCAGCAAAUUCACACUGGAGAGAGGCCGUUCACCUGUUCCGAGUGUGGGAAGAGAUACACAACCUCAUCCAACCUGCUGAAACACCAGCGAGUUCACGAGUAACUCCAAUGAUUGAAUUUUUCUUAAUCACUUCCAGGACUGGGCCAUAUUCAUUUGGAUCUUUUUCUGUUGAUGUUAAUAAACUCCAGCCCAGUUAUAGGGGCUAAUAUUCUGGAUAAAAGUCUAAUAAAUCAGCUUUGUGCUCAACACACAACUGUCAGGUCUUUUUAAUAUCUCUAACACAGGUUAAUUCAUUUUGAAGGGCUCUCCCUCUCCCAUCUCCU
Molecule: messenger RNA, 1533 nt
Organism: Carcharodon carcharias (great white shark)
Lineage: Eukaryota; Metazoa; Chordata; Chondrichthyes; Lamniformes; Lamnidae
Product: zinc finger protein 239-like
Exons: 2
Coding region: 386-1162 (258 amino acids)
Source: RefSeq, a predicted model, not a curated record